Molecule: messenger RNA, 407 nt
Organism: Halteromyces radiatus
Lineage: Eukaryota; Fungi; Mucoromycota; Mucoromycetes; Mucorales; Cunninghamellaceae
Exons: 2
Coding region: 119-394 (91 amino acids)
Biological process (GO): protein targeting to vacuole; protein transport to vacuole involved in ubiquitin-dependent protein catabolic process via the multivesicular body sorting pathway
Cellular component (GO): ESCRT-0 complex
Molecular function (GO): metal ion binding; ubiquitin binding; phosphatidylinositol-3-phosphate binding
Source: RefSeq, a predicted model, not a curated record
UUUUUUUUCUUUCUCAACAUUGGAUGAUCCUUUAAAGCCAAAUGCAUCCACUAUAGAUACGGCUACGAAACAUCUUUUCCAACAUCGGUACUCUCUACAGUUAGGAAAGGAAGAACGGAUGUAUACCUUUAUCGUGACCAAUGCUGAUGCUUGGAUACCUGACGAUCAAGUCACUCAUUGCCAAUUCAAGACGAAAUCAACGCGUUGUGAAUGUGAAUUUGACUGGAUGAAUCGACGCCAUCAUUGUAGAAGAUGUGGAAAUAUCUUUUGUAAAACUCAUAGCUCCAAUCGAUUACCAUUAUUUGAAAAAGGAAAGCCGGAUAUUAUUCAAUGGUCUCGUGUUUGUGAUGUUUGUUGUUACCAAUUGGUGGGUUCUAGUUUGAUAUUGAGUUAAUUCCCUCCUUUUU